Varanus komodoensis (Komodo dragon) is the source of this 6651-nucleotide messenger RNA. It is a transcript of the gene CCNI2, whose product is annotated as cyclin I family member 2. Gene Ontology annotation, molecular function: cyclin-dependent protein serine/threonine kinase regulator activity. The transcript has 7 exons. The record is from RefSeq and is a predicted model, not a curated record. NCBI's taxonomy places the organism in Eukaryota, Metazoa, Chordata, Lepidosauria, Squamata, Varanidae. Gene Ontology annotation, cellular component: nucleus; cytoplasm; cyclin-dependent protein kinase holoenzyme complex. Bases 2097 to 3203 code for a protein of 368 amino acids. Gene Ontology annotation, biological process: mitotic cell cycle phase transition; regulation of cyclin-dependent protein serine/threonine kinase activity.
CGCGCGGCGACUCCCCCUUCGCGGGCGCCCCGGCCCGGAGGCGGCUUCCCAAAACGAAGCGCUGCGGCUCUUCCCUUUCUCCAUUUUCUCUCUCUCUCGCUCGCUCUCUUUUUUCUAUUUUUGAACUGCAAGGCAUUCAUAUGAUCUGUGUCACGUGUGUUGUUUCCUGUUGUUAGCUUUUCUGAAAACGGAAAGAGACAGUGGUUUGGCUGCGUCCGUUUGGGCGACUUGCACUUUCCUGUCUUCCUUCUGCUGUCUGCAAGGCAGAUUGAGGCAGGAUACGCUUAGCAACUGUCCCCCUGAAAGGCACUUCGUACCAGACUUAAACAAACAAACUAACAAACAAGCAUACCCGUAAUCUCAUUUUACUAUGUGUCGCCCCCACCACAAGUUCUGAAGGCCGUCAAAUGCAUGAAAUGCAGGUUUCUUGUUUUGUUGCUGUAGUCCUCAGCUUUGUCGGGAUUUAGACCCGACCUUUCAACAGAGUUCUUAAUGCAGCUUAGUAAAACAAAACAAAAGAAAAGAAAUCAAAUCAAAACAACAAACCAAACCUUGAAAUUAAAGCAAGUAAAACAAAAAACAAAAAAACAUUACAACAUCACCCUUUUAAAAAGCAGCCUAAAAGUCACUUGGCAGAACAACAGAGCAACUUGGCUAUAUGUUAUUUAUUGUUUAGAUUGCUUUUAAUGUACCUGAUUUUACUGAUUGUGAGCCAUCCUAAGAGGCCUUGCAUAGGAGACGGCAUAUAAAAAUUUUAGAUAAAUAAAUGGCAAGAGUUCAGUUGAGAGUCCAUUUGCAGAGUAUUCAAAAACCUUGGAACGUGUAAAAGUCUGCACCUGGUGCUGAAACAUCAAGAUAUUGCCAGUGCACCUCUCGGGAUUGGGAAAGAGGGUUCUUUCUAUGGUCACCUUUAGCAGUCAGUAGCCUCCCACUGCUAUCCAGGAUCAGUAGCAAGCCUUCCACAGCCUGGGUGGCACAGAGCAUUAUUCCAGGGGUUAACCAAUGAUCAGUUGUGGUGAAGAAGUUCUUUCUUUAGUUUUGUUCUAACUUGAUGUUAUAGUCUCAGCUAUGAGGAAGUUCAGUCUGGUAUGGAUAGGGAUCUUGAAUGUUUCUGCUUAUGUUGCUCAGCUUCAGGUUCCGGGGUAGUUAUGGUGAGCCCUAAGUGCCUGGGGAAAUGCUUACCGCAAUUUAUCUGCCGUGCCACAUGCAGUGUGAAUAUUGGUCACUGCAUCUUGGUGGGGUGGGCCUAGGACUGGCAGAGCUGCAGAGUUAUCAGUGGACUACUUUGAAAGAACAGGCUGAUAAAGCCUCGCAAAGGAUCGGCCAACCUGUUCUGUCUAUAAACGUGAGUGAUGUUUGGGUUGAAAUGUAGGCAUAGUGACUUCAGGCUUCUGGCUAAGGAAAGCAAGCAAGAAAAAAUGAGUAGUUCUGUGUGCAUGAGCACAUUGAGAGAAAUGUAUCAGGGAUGUGUAUUUAUCUCCUGUAUCUCAAUGCACAAAAGAUUUGUGCUCAGAGAUCGGCUGUAGAGUAGAAGAUGUGAGGCAGUGCAGAACCUGGUAAUAUGUAGCCCCCGGGCAUCCAGUUGCUGUGCUUGCUGCUUCGUAUAUUGGGAUUUCAGGCUGUUUUUAACUUCGUAGACCAUCUUUGUGAGCCCUUUUUCUGAGAUGCCCUUUCCAAUUCCCUUCUCUCUCUCAGAAUAAGUGGAUACUCACCUUGUCCCGGAAGUUUCCUGAUCCAAAACAUGCCUUCUGAGUCAGGCUAUCAUGGACAUGAUGACACAUGACCCUGGCAUGACCUCCUCACCUCCACCUGUCUAGCCUGUUGUUCUGAGGGGAAUCCUGGCUUGUGUGUCACAAUCUGGUCUCUCAAUGCCAUGCAGUGUGAAGGCUCUUAGACCAGAAGGCUUGUUGGUGCAGAUUGGGGGGCUGGGGGGGAAUGACCAAUGACCCUGACCAUCAGCGAUGCAGACUGGGCAUGAUGGGAACUGGAGUCCAAAAGCAACAUCUGGUUGAUCCUCCAGGUGGUGCGAACUUCAGAAAGCUGUUUGGCAAAUGUAGUGCUGCCUUUCCAGGAAACAGGUCUCUUCAGUAACGGUUAUGAAGUGCACGGGGGCUUUGGAGAGCCUGAAGCUUGCCUCGGAACUGAAGCAUGCUCUGGCAAGGGAGGCAAAAGUUUGGAAGGUGCCUGUCUUCCACAAUUUCACAUUGAAGGGCACAGACAUCUCUCCACUAUAUUACGAGAAAGCAGUUUUGUGGAUUGGAGAAUUAAGCUCCCGGUUUCAGUUUUGCUCUGAAACCUUUGCCUUGGCGAUCAGCAUUCUGAAUCGGUUGCUGGCAUCAGUAAAAGCGCAGUUGAAAUACCUACGAUGCAUCGCGAUCACUUGUCUGGUUCUUGCAGCAAAAAUCAAUGAAGAAGAUGAGAUAAUACCAUCAGUAAAGAAGCUUGCAGUGCAGAGUGGUUGCAAAUGUUCUCCAGCUGAAAUUUUAAGAAUGGAAAGAAUUAUACUUGAUAAACUCCACUGGGAUCUUUACACAGCAACAUCAAUGGAUUUUUUAAACAUUUUCCAUGCCAUGGUGAUGUCCAAGUGGCCCCAUCUACUAAAUGGACUGCCUCAGAGGAAUCCUUCCCGCCACGUCGCAUUCUUGACCAAACAGCUGCAGCACUGGAUGGCUUGCCACCAAGUACUGCAGUUUAAAGGCUCCACGUUGGCUUUGGUGAUCAUCACCUUAGAGCUGGAGAGGCUGACUCCUGACUGGUUUCCUGUGAUUACUGAUCUGCUAAAAAAAGCACAGAUAGACAGCACUCAGUUCAUCCACUGUAAAGGACUGGUGGACCAGCAGCUUCUGGGCUUCCAAGCAUCCAAUGCUGUCUAUAUUUUCAACCCUGCAAACCAAAACAUUCAACCUCAUGUGGAUGAAAAGCUUCCCUGCUGCUGUUAUUCCACAGUGAAGGAAGCAACGGAAAGUAGUGCGCAAGCCAGAGGGAGCUGGCCAGCCUCAGCAGCUUCCAGGGUUCUUAGAGCCAAAACCCAUGAAGAUGACAUGCAGACGGAUGAGUUCUAUGAUGGAUUCAGGUACCUGUACAAUGAGGAUGAGAUGCCAGAAGUUGGAGAGACCAGCAGAAGCAGCCCUCCUUACAAUCCGAAGCAGGAGGAACGCCAUAGUGCCUGUCCAUCAUUACAGCCUGCCCCUCAGUUUAGCUAGUGAGGCCUACAGAGUGACAAGGGACCAGAUGGCUGUAGAGGUCAUUUCUGGUAUUUCAGAGGUCAGUAAAGCUGGUAUUUUUUUUCUUUUGAACGGCACUUCCUAUUUUGCAGCACCUAGCUUUUCAGAUGCUUCCCACAAAAAUCUUUUUGUUUAAGCAUGUUCACCAUGUAAAUCAAAAGGAUGAAGAACUGAACUAUGAGUGACGGAAAGACAAAAACCUCAGGGACCAACAUUCAGCAAACUGAGCUAAGUGCUGUGCUUUGAAAUACAGAUCAAACUCAAUUCCAGGAAGAAGUGAGAACUUGCUGAAGUUCUCCUUAGAAUAGUUUUAGAGUUUGUUUUUAUUUAGACAUUAGCUUUGCCCUCCUGCACAUGCUAAACUAUGCUGUGUUGUUAGGGAGCUGUGGAUGAGUUCUAAGGUUAGUUGUAUGGAUGAGUUGCACUGAUGACAUGUUAACAAACCUUCUAGCUGAGCUGCAUUCGUUUUGAGACCGCAAGAUUGACUUGGUGACUUCAGUAAGAUUCUAUCCUGAAGUGUGCUGAACAAUCCAGUUGUCUUAGACUUCAAAGUCCAGUGAGCAAGCAGAAAUGCUAAGUAGUUCACUAAACCUUGAUUCUUCUUGUGGUGCAGUUUUACUAUCACCAAAGCCCAAAUAAGACAGUUUACCUAAAUGCAGAACACCACCCUGUAGCUGUCUAAACUAGGGCUUACAAUGUCUUCUUCCACGUGGUGCCGUAUUCCUCAAUAUAAGCACAGGCUAAGCCUGGGUUGAGACAUGUGAAAUAUGCUUGCUACCUAGCCAGUCUCCAAUAUUCCAUUUUUGGGCAAGAUAUUAGAGCAGCUGGCGGCCUCCCAACUUCCAGAAAUUUCUGGAUGAGAUGGAAGAUCUAGAUCCAUUUCAGUCUGGCUUCAUACCUGCCUAAGGGGUGGAAAUAGCAUUGGUCACCUUGGUAGAUGAUGUAGGCCAGGAACCAGACAAGGGGAGUGUGUCCCUGUUGGUUCUGGUGGACCUCUCAGAGACUUUUAAUACCACUGACCAUGAUACCUCACUGGGAUGGGAACCGGAGGUAGUGUCUCACAAGGGCUCCAUUCCUUCCUAGACAGGCAGACCCAGAAGCUGGGGCUGAGGACUCCUGUUCAAUUCCCUGACUGUUGACCUAUAAAGUUUCUCAGGGUCCUGUUUGGUCCCCCAUGCUAAUACAUGAAAAGGUUGGGAGCGGCUGUCCAGCAUUUUGGGGUCAAGUGUCACAGUAUGCUGAUGACAUCCAAGUCUGUUUCUGCUUUCCAUCUCCUUCCUAGGAAGCCAUUUUGGUGCUAAACGGAUGUCUUUCAGCAGUAAUGGUCAGUCAGAAGAGGGAUUUGGCUGCAGUUCCCUGAAGAUACAGAUCUGCAGUUUGGGGUACUUCUGGACUCAACCCUGAGCCCGGAUGCCCAGGUUUUAGCAAUGACCAAGAGAGUAUUUGCACAGUUGUGCAACUAGUGCACCAGCUGUGCUCAUACGUGGAGGCGUCCGAUUUGACCACAGGACACAUGCCUUGGUUCUAUCCCAUUUGGAUUGCUGCCAUGCUCUGCAUGGGGCUGGCCCUGAAGACUGCUUGGAAACUCCAGCCGGUUUGAAGAGUUACUGCCAGACUGUUGACUGGGACUGGCUAUAGGAAGCAGGGGAAUCAUUUGCUGAAACAGCUUCACUGGCUCUCAGAUUGUUUCCAGGUAUAAUUCAAAGUCUGGUUAACACCAAUAAAGCCCUUUAUGGCUCAGGUCCAGGCCCUUGUGAGCCUGCCUGUACCCUUAGAUCUUCAGGGAAGACCGUUCUCUUGGUGCCACUUCCUUUACAGGCAUGUUUGGCAAGAUUGUGGGAGAGCCUUCUUGGUGGCUGCCCCAAGUCUCUGGAACUCUCUUCCCAUGGAGGCUAGAUUGAUGCCUUGGAGGCAAACAAAAACUUUUCUGUUCUAUCAGGCCUUUGGGAAUAGUCAGGAUCUGUGAGAUCACGUUGGACUAGUUCCCUUGUCUAUAUUGUUUUAAUAUUUUCUAGGUGAAUUAAUUAUAUUUUUAACUUUUGUACAUUUAUAUUAAUGUUUUAACAGCAUAGGAUGUAAGCUGCCUUGAGUCCCAGUAUUGGGAAUGUAUAAAUAAAUAUAAUCAUAAUAAUUAUUAUAUUAGGAGUAUAAUAGGAAUGAUAGCAAUUUCACAUGUCUGUAUCCAGGCCUGCCCGAUUAAAUGAGGGUCACUAGACAGGAAUGACUGUUACACAUCAGGGCUUCUGGCAAUUUCCUAUGUCAUCAGUGGGUAAAGAUGGGUAUUUUCAGUGGGUACGAAAAGGUAUUUUCUGCACAUGGUCUUUGAAGCCUGUAUUUGUGCCACGCCUCUGUGGAAUGGUGCAGAAAUCACCAACCCUAGAAUCUCCAUUCCAUUUUUGUAUUAAUUUAAAACUUCCUACUUCCUAUGGAGCAACAAAAAAACUGCCUGUUGAAACGGUGACCCAUCCAGCUCAAAUCUACAAGCCAGGCGCUGUUGUUGUCAGUCCUCUUGUGCCUGCAAAGCAGAAAAGGGCAAACACAAAUGGCUCAAGGGACUAGAGCAACUCCCUGUGAGGAAAAUCUACAGCAGCUGCAGCUACUGACCUUAGGAAAAAAACAAGUGAGGAGAGAGAUGAAAGAAAUAUAUCAAAUCAUGCAUGGUGCAGAGACAAAGCGUAAUACCACAAUCCUGUGAAGCUGAACCUGGAGGAAGAUUUGGGACAGAUAAGCCCUUCACCCAGUGCAUAGCUGAACUGCAGAACUCACUUCCAGAAGCAGAGAUGAAUUUAGAAGAGGAUCAGACAAAUGCAGAGAGGAGGAGGUUGUCAGUGAGCAUGGCCGACAUCGGGUGAGCAGCACCGCCGGGAUCAGACUGCCGGGGAACGUGAGCGGCAGCGUGCCACUGCUUGGGGGCUUCCCGCAGCUGCCUGCCUGGCUAUGGUGUGACGAGAGGGUGAGAUGAAACGGACCCUCAGCCGGAUCCAGCCUGGCUCUGCUGUUAAUUCCCAAGAGCCAGAAAAGCUGCCUUAGGCAGAUACCUAGCUGGACACCUGGUCUAGUGAGUUGCCUGAGGUAGAUAGUGGUUCUACAGAUUAGAGUCCUCAUUAUUUAAACAAUUAUAUCCACUUUCUCAUGUUUCCCUGAUACAAUUAAAUGCCCUGCCCUUUCCUCAAAGCAGCAUCCGCAGUCCCUUAUCCUUUCACCCUCACAGCAUUUAAGUAGGUAAAGCAAAAAAAUAGUUAUUGCCCAAGAUCAGUCAUGAAAGCUUGUGCAGCCUUUUUGGGAUAUGAAUAUAGGCUUCGUUGGCUGCUGCUGCUGUUGUUACUAUUACUAUUAUUAUGAAUUACAUUUCUAUACUGCUUGUAGCCAAAAAUCUCUGGGCAGUUCACAAAAGCUUAUAAAAACAAUGAAAUGUAAUGCAUAAAAC